This is a messenger RNA of Rhopalosiphum maidis (corn leaf aphid), 6992 nucleotides long. RefSeq names its product lysine-specific demethylase 3A-like. Gene Ontology annotation, biological process: regulation of transcription by RNA polymerase II. Gene Ontology annotation, cellular component: chromatin; histone deacetylase complex. The record is from RefSeq and is a predicted model, not a curated record. Gene Ontology annotation, molecular function: chromatin DNA binding; histone H3K9 demethylase activity; transcription coregulator activity. The coding region runs from base 658 to 6453 and encodes 1931 amino acids. Lineage: Eukaryota; Metazoa; Arthropoda; Insecta; Hemiptera; Aphididae. The transcript has 15 exons.
GUGCAGCACGUCGUUUCUCGUCGUCGUCGCACGCGUCCGCCGCGUCCAGCAGCUAAACACACGCACACUUGCCCAGCUCCCCCCCUCUCCCGCACUACCCACCGCUCAACGACGCAUCAAACGGUCGCGCGGCGCCGCGCCGCCCGCCCCUUAUCAGCGCCGCCGACGUCUCUCCCGGUGGGCACGUCGCCGUCAUUGGUUUCGGUUUUUUCGACUCGUCAACACGAAUCUUCUCUCCCCAUUGACCGUUUCCGCGUCGUCGAUGCCAUAAUCUUCUCCGGACGUUUCCCGUCCACCACCGGCGCACACCGCCGCGUGCCGCAACAAUUUCGGCGCUUAUAAACGAUAUCGCUAUAACAUUACCACCUACCAUAGUUGUCCAUAUCUCGCGACCGUCGUAUUAUUGUACAUAAUUAUACGUGCUUACCUGCCCAUCUACCUGUACGUACACGCACGCCUGACCCAAUUAUACGCGGUACCGGAAGACCCUGGACACGACGUCUUCAUAACAACUUCCCUGCGUCGUGCCAUCGGCAAAUUCGGCUAGGGCAAAGUGUAGAAAAUCGUGCAAAGACGUCAGGACACGGAGAACCUCUGGCGUGGGUAGGUCCCGUCGAUAAUGCUUAUGGGAAGGUGCACUGGGCACCACCGCGUUACAUGGACGAAGAUUUGGACGGUACUCGGAACGCGAUCGGUGGCGGCCAAGACGACGCCACCGCUAACGGUGACAAAGCCAAAAGGAUACCGCCCCCGCCGCCGCCCCCGUUACACCAUUUCCAACAGCAACAACUACAACAACAACAUCACAUGCAGCAGCAGCAGCAACAACAACAACAACAACACAUGCAGCAACAACAGCUUCAAAUGUAUCAGCAACAGAAUCAACAACAACGCCAUCCGCAACAACUAAACCAUCAUCAACAGCAGCAGCAACAGCAACAGCAACAGCAACAACAACAACGACAUAACCAGUUACGCCAUCAUCAAAUGCAGCAGCAGCAGCAGCAGCAACAACAACAACAACAACAACAACAACAGCAACACCAGCAGCAACUGCAAAAAUAUCAACAAUACCGCAACCGCCAUCAUCAGUAUCCGUCCGCAGUGGCCAAUAGCUCCGCCGUCGCGCCCGUAACAUCCGUCAAUUCUGCCACCGCCGUGGCCAUCACUACCACGGUUACUACAACCGCUGUCGUCGUCAACUCCACGGCGUUUCCGCCGAAGCUUCAACAGCCCUUGUCCAACAAUGUGCUACACGCCAUGGCUGCUGUGGCUGCACCGUACGCCGAGGCCACCGCCGACAGGUCUGACUCGGGUCUCAGUUCGUCGCGCACGCUCAACUCGGGCGACGAGCGAUCCGGAUCGCAUUCGAGCGCGUUCAGCGGUUCUGACGACCACGCGGCCGCCGUGUCGCCGUCCAACGAACAACAUCAGACGCCGCCGUCUCCGUUCAACAAUAUACCAGUCUGGAGGGACCCUCACAUGCUGCAGUCGCCGAACGGUCCCAUAAGACACGUGGACAGUGUUCAGCACCAGAGUCUAUUCAUGUCGAACACGGCGCAAAUGCCACAGAUGAUGUUGCCAUAUCAGCCUUUUCCACCGCCGUCCGUUGGGCCACCGCCACCGAUGCCACCUCAGACGCCAACGCCUUCUGCGAUGCAGCCAGCACUGGGCGCAGCCGGAAUGCUGUGGAAACCAUCAACCGUUGCCACGGCAAACGCAAACAAUAAUUCUGCAGCAGCCAACAACUAUUACCACCAUCAUCGCCCCAAUGAACAGCACAAACCAAACAGCAGAGGAAAUGUAGAAAAGGAUGUUUAUAAAGAAAUAAAAAGAGCCAAACAGCCGCAGUACGCGCAAGGAUCUUCUGGGAGUGGCAAAAAUAGGGGAGGAGGUGUGCCCAUCGAGAACGGCUCAAAUAACGAGUAUGGGCAGGUGGAAAUCGAACGGAUGAUAAACCGUCACCAGAGAGGCAAUCGCGAACAUAGCGAAAAGCAACAAGCCGAGGCAGCUGUCCAUCAGCAUUUUGAGGAGAGCCUGAAACUUGCUCAGCAACAAAGGAGAACCAAUUGGAUAUCAAAUUUACCUUCACCGCCGAAAAAUGUGUACCCAAGUCAAGGAUCCAAAACUCAAGAUACAUUUAAACAAAGACACCCAUCUCUAAAUGGGGCAAAUCAAACAGCCAACCAUCGAGGAGUCGACGAUUGGAAAGAUAAGAAAACCAAAUAUGCAUCUCCUAGAUCAACACCGGUUGAUCCUUCAUCUUCUAGACCUCCAACUCAACAAGCACAUUACAGAAAUCAGGCUGUUCCUAAAUCGAAUUCUGAUCACGAAAAUGCAUUAACCAACGCCAACGAAGGUGGAAACCAUAAUAAUAUGAUCUCGUAUACUCCUUACAUGAAUGCUAAUCAUGUGUAUGCACCUCCUUCCAAUUCAUCAGUGAUAGUUAGAAAUGAUUCUUCGUACAAAAAUUCAUCGAUACCUAUGCCAGACGCUUAUUCAUAUAACCGUACUCCUACUAUUCUCACAGUCCCUGCUGUAAAACUAGACGGUAAUAAAGAACCAAAACAAGUCAAGUCAAUGCAUUAUUCCAGGCCAUUGUCAGUCAAUACUAGUCAAUCAAAAGGUCACAACUCUUCUCCAGAACCACAUCAUCCUGGGCCAUUGUUAAAUACACAUGGUCGUUACGCUUUGUAUCCACCUCUAACUGAUAAAGCUCAAAGGGAUUUGGACACACCCCCUCCAGCACAUUUAAAUGCAAUGAUGUCUAAUGCCCUACCAAAAUUUGUACCUGUCGCAGUACCAGUCGAUGAUCUCCAAACGGAAGCAUUAGAUCUAGUUAUGAUUUGUAAUAAAGCUACACAUGAAACUGAUGUUCCUUUACAUUUAAAUUCCAACUAUAAAAAUGCUAAACCAGAUCCUCAAGAUACGAUAAACACAUUUGAUAUAAAUGUUUGUAUUAAGACUAAAAAACGGAACUAUUUAGAAACGUAUUUGCCUAACAAUGAUAAUGUAAGCUCAUCACCUAUCACAUUAACAAGCAAUUUGACUACCAAUUCAGCGAUAUUAUCGACGACACUUUCAUCAAACAGUUCAAUAGUUUCGCCUUCUAGCUUUUCAGAAACUAAUUCAUCAAAUAAAUCAACAACUAAUUUGACAACUGUACUAACUUCUAUUCCGUCUACUGUUUCUGUGAUUGAUCCAAAGACUAUUACAGUUUCUAAUUCAAAAGCCAUCUCGUUCACAUCUUCGACGGAGAUUUCAACUCCUACAUCAGUCCCAAUUACAAGUUCGGCAACCAAAUCGCUGGCUAUUGUUACAACAACAAGCUCGGUAACAACUCCUGCAAAUGCUACAAUAACCAAUUCGAAUACCUACGAUUCUUCCCCAUCUACACCUCCCCCCGUCCUAAUGCCUGCUACGUAUACAGAAAUGUCAAGCGGAAUUAGAACUCAUCCGCACAAGUUAAAGAAAGCAUGGUUACAACGCCAUGUAUGGGCAGAAGAUUUGAAAGAAGCUGGUGUUAAUAUCGACCAAAAUCCGUCCCAUUCUUUCUCUCAAAUGGACGAUACUCCUCCAGUUUUACAAUGUGAAAUUACCAAAAAAAGAAAAAAUUCUAAAAGUUCAUCAGAUGAUAAUACUGAAGUAACAUCACCUCCGGUAAUUUUGCCAUCUACGAGUACUUCGCACGCCGAACCGUCGACAUCUAAUAAUGGGACCAAAAAAUGCAAGAAAAGAAAGGUUUCAAAUCCCGCGACAUCUUCGGAAAGUAAAAGUACAACAGACAAUUCCAGAUCUUUGGAAGUUGUAGAGAAAAAAGUUCCACCCAUUAAGAUUCCUAAAAAGAGAGGAAGAAAACCAAAGGUUGUUGUAAGUAUACCAUUGAAAAAAGGAAAAAAUAAUGAUGGUGAGGUGCGGUUUUUUCAAUCGGGCCCAUGUUUAAAUGCUGGGCCAAAGAUUCAUAAAUGUAGAGAAUGCCGCAUAUUUAUAAACAAUAAGAAAAAUGAUGUUAUGACGCAAGAUGAGAUUGAUAACAUAUUUUGCCGGUUUUACGCAUUUCGUCGGUUGUUCACAAAUAAAACUGGACAAUUGAUGAAUGCUGGGUUCCCUGAUCCUUUCUUGGAUAUUACUGAAGAUGAUGCGAAUCUUUGGUUACCUAACCCGGAAUGUCCACCAAGUUCAUUAGAUGUCGAAGUUGCAAAAAAAGUGUUAGUUGAAGCUGGUCGUCAAUUUUGUUAUUUAGUGAAAGAAGAAAAUAAAGCUCUAACUCUUUCGCCAUAUUUCCAAGGCAAACCUAUUGCAUGGAAAAAAGCAGCAAAUGGUGUAAGGGAAAUGUGUGAUGUUUGUCUUACGACUAUUUUUAACUACCACUGGGCAUGCGCAAAAUGUGGUUUUGGAGUUUGCAUUGAUUGUGUUAAGGCGCGUCUCAAUGGAUCGUCAGAGUCGCCAAACGCCGCGAUCAUGACUAAGAAGGACCUACGAGAGAGGGACACGUUCACGUGGAUGACUUGUAACAGCAAACAUAAUCACGACGUCGAGAGGCUCAUGCUUACUCAAAUCGUAGCUAGUGACUCAAUGGAUGUUGUAUUCUCAGAUUUACAUAGAAUCAGUACUUUGUGGAACAUUUCCAUCGAAUGUGGUUGUCCAGGACAUCCUUUCCCCGAGCUACAGGGUAACGUCAGCACUGAUGACGAGGAUGAAGAUGAGGAGCCGUCUUCAACAACACAAGCAAGCACUUCAAAUGCCAAUAAUUCUCAAAACAGUUCUGCUGAAAAUGCUAAAACUAAUUCUUCCGAGAACUUGAAAAACGAAUCAGCUAAUAACUCAAAAAUCAAAUCGUCGGAGGACUCUAAAACCACUCCUGCCAGGAACUCCUCUACAAAUAGCGCUGCCGAGAACUCGUUGAACAAUCUGGUUGAGAGCUCUUCGAACAAUAUUUCCGAGGGAUCUAAGAGUAACGGUCAUUCCCAAAAUGCUAUUAACAUCGAACCACAGAUUGCCGGGAGCUCUAAUGGUAGACGAGUGAGUGUUCAAUCUGAUCCGGGUAAAAGAGAAGCUUUAAAACACUUUGUCCGAAAGAAAAAUAAAUAUCUGAGAACUAUUCCACGUGAACCGCUUCCGCCACGUGCAAUGACAUUAGCAGAGAGUCGAGAAUUUUUCCCGAACAAUCCUCAUACAUGGUUAUGUGACGGAAAAUUAUUGAGACUUUUGGAUCCUGAAGAUUCUACCAAUUACGACAUGUUCCAAGAACAAUGGAAAAGAGGUCAGCCGGUUAUGAUCAGUGACGUAGGCCAAAGGUUAAAUCCAGAGUUUUGGAGUCCCAAUUCGUUUAGUCGUGACUUCGGCGAAUUCACAAAUGACUUAAUUGACUGCGCCACCGGCAUGCUUAUUGAGGGUAAGACUAUGAAACAAUUUUGGGACGGUUUCGAGAACGAAAGCAAGCGACUCAAGAGUGCGGAUGGUAAACAAAUGUUGUUGAAACUAAAAGACUGGCCAGUUGGUUCUGAUUUUUCGGACACUUUACCGGAAAGCCUUUUCCGAUAUAGAUUUGAUGAUUUGAUGAGAGUAUUGCCGUUAAAGGAUUAUACUCUUCGUGACGGUAAACUUAAUUUGGCAGCUAGAUUACCGGCAUGUUUUGUACGACCAGAUCUCGGACCAAAAAUGUACUCGGCUUACGGGAAUGUGGGAAAUCGCGAUUCCGGCAAACGGUUAAUGAGCACAACUAAUUUACAUUUAGACGUGUCAGAUACAGUUAAUGUAAUGGUGUAUGUAGCUAUUUCGCGCAAGAAUGGAAAUCAAGACGACGAGGCUGAUCAUGAAUGGCACGUAAAGGAAGCAUAUCGGGCGGUCGACGAAGCCGGCUGCGAUAUGGCAAGCAGGAGACGGGCCCGCGAGCCCAAAGAGUUGCCGGGCGCGGUGUGGCACAUUUAUCACGCUAAGGACGCAGACUCGAUACGCGACCUGUUGAACAAAGUGAGCGCUGAACGCGGUGUACCGCUGGAAUCCAAUCACGAUCCCAUUCACGACCAAGCCUCAUACUUGGACGCAGAUCUCAGGGCGCGGUUGUAUACCGAAUACGGUGUCCAGGGUUAUGCAGUGGUACAGUGUCUCGGCGAUGCUAUCUUCAUUCCGGCGGGAGCCCCGCAUCAGGUAAGAAAUCUGCAUAGCUGCAUCAAGGUGGCCGGUGACUUCGUGUCACCCGAAAACGUGUCUCAAUGUUUCCGGUUGAUGAACGAGUUUCGCGACCUGUCAAGCAGCCAUAGCAACCACGAGGACAAACUACAGAUCAAGAACAUCAUGUUCCACGCAGUCAAGGACUCAAUUUCGGUGUUAUUGCACGAAAAUCUAGAAGAACCGCAGGAACAACAGGAAUCAGCAACACCGGAAAAGGAAAAGGAAAAGGAAAAGGGAAAGGAAAAGGAAAAGGAAAAAGAGCAGGAGCAAAAGCAGUAGAUGCGUAUUUGAUUAUUUUUUCUCCCUAUGGUAAUUUAUUAUAAUUUUAUUUUGAUCAUUAUUAUUUUCUCUCAUUGUUAUUACAUAUAUUAAUUUGUAAAUAAUCCAUGAACGACAUUUUACUUUAGUCCGUUUUAAUAUAAUAUAAAAGUUAAUUUAUAUAUUAUUUUUUUUUAUAUAUAAAUAUAUACAUUUUAUAUAUUUGUAUUAUAUUACAGUUACAAAACUAUCAACAUUUUUAUUUUGAUGCUCUCGGGAGCACUACAAAAAAGGGUUUUUUUUUUCAUUAAUUUAUGUGUUUGUUUUCUUUGUUUAAUAUAAUUGUGAUAAUAUGACUUCUUGUACUUAGAACUUAAAGUUAUUAUUAUUAUUUUUAUUGUAUUAUUAUUUUCUAUCUUUGAUUUUGUUAACAUAUUAUUUUAGUAAUAUUCAUUAUUAAAACGAUAUAUUAUGUCAUUUGGAAAUAAUACACAAAAACAAACAAGAAACAGUACAAUUUAUACAAGGAAUGUCGAUUUUAACAAUAUAUAAUUUUUUUG